AUGGUUUCAAUAAAAAGAGGUACGAUCACAGAGUUUGUCCUCCUCGGUCUUUCUGAUGACCCCAAACUUCAGAUCAUGAUUUUCAUCUUUUUGUUGAUCACAUAUCUAUUAAGCGUCAUGGGAAACCUGACCAUCAUCACCCUAACUCUGGUGGACUCCCAUCUGCAGACACCCAUGUAUUUCUUCCUCAGGAACUUCUCUUUCUUGGAAAUCUCAUUCACAACUGUAUGUAUCCCUAGGUUUCUGGGGGCAAUUAUCACCAAGGACAAAACCAUUUCCUAUAACAACUGUGCGGCCCAACUCUUUUUCAUCAUGUUCAUGGGUGUGAUGGAGUUUUACAUCCUAACCGCCAUGUCCUAUGACCGCUACGUGGCCAUCUGCAGACCCCUGCACUACACGACCAUCAUGAACAGGAGACUCUGCACCCUGCUGGUGCUGUGCACCUGGGUCGGUGGCUUCCUGACCAUCUCCCCUCCCGUUAUGCUUCUGCUGCAGCUGGAUUACUGUGCUUCCAACGUCAUUGAUCACUUUGCCUGCGACUACUUUCCCCUCUUACAACUGUCCUGCUCAGACACCUGGUUCCUGGAAGUAAUGGGCUUUUACUUUGCCUUGGUUACUCUGCUCUUCACUUUGGCAUUGGUGAUUUUAUCAUACAUGUACAUCAUCAGGACCAUCCUGAGAAUUCCAUCUGCCAGUCAGAGAAAAAAGGCUUUCUCCACUUGCUCCUCUCACAUGAUUGUCAUUUCCAUUUCUUACGGAAGCUGUAUAUUCAUGUACGCUAACCCCUCUGCAAAGGAAAAGGCAUCAUUGACCAAAGGAGUAGCUAUUCUCAACACCUCUGUUGCCCCCAUGCUGAACCCAUUCAUUUACACUCUAAGGAACCAGCAAGUCAAGCAAGCCUUCAAAAACGUGGUGCAGAAAGUAGUAUUUUCCACAAGCAAAUGA
Lepus europaeus (European hare) is the source of this 945-nucleotide messenger RNA. Its product is annotated as olfactory receptor 6C3-like. Gene Ontology annotation, molecular function: G protein-coupled receptor activity; olfactory receptor activity. The record is from RefSeq and is a predicted model, not a curated record. The transcript has 2 exons. Bases 1 to 945 code for a protein of 314 amino acids. Gene Ontology annotation, biological process: G protein-coupled receptor signaling pathway. Gene Ontology annotation, cellular component: membrane. Lineage: Eukaryota; Metazoa; Chordata; Mammalia; Lagomorpha; Leporidae.